CCAGUCCUUCCUUCGGUUGCUCCCUGUGGUGAGAGCUCCUGGAUGGUGGCAGGGUCGUCCCCGGGGCAUUGCUUUCUGCCCACGUGUCUUUUCCUUGCCUUGCUCCAGACGCCUGCACACAUACCCCGCCGCGCAUCCUGGGUGACACUACCCGGGAGAGGGGUUGUCCCACCCAGGAUACCUGGGCUAUUCAUUCCUUUCCAAUGCAUUGCUCUCUAUAGGGUCGAAAUAGAUUUGUGUCUGUGUAGCCUUCUUUUCCUGUGGAUCGGGGCCACUGGUCUCUAAUCUGUGUUUCAAUCCCAGUAGCGAUCUCCUGGCUUUCAUUUCUGUCCUCUGCAAACAGUCAUGGACGUACAGUAGCUGCCAAAUGGUGAUGAUAACCCACAGGCGGCACCAUGUUAGUUUUCUGAAAGUGAUUGUUAUCUUAACUGAUAUUCUAGGUGCUUCCUGAGUGGGGCAGACACCAUCGUGAGCGGUGAUGAGGGUGGGUUUCAAGACCCUGGGCUCAACGUGAGUGGGAAAGUCAGCGUUCUGGUCCGUAGAGGCCAGUUCCACCUUUCCCGGUAGGAGCCGUGUUGGAUAAUGCGGGUUCCUGCUUUUUAUGUGAUUUUUGCCUUCCUUUCAAGGACCUUAGAGUAGAUUAUAGUAGAUUUUAGGGUCAUAGGCUGUUCGAAACUUAUAUUUCUUGUGCACGCGAUGCAAAUGAUGGGAUAGUGGAUUGCCCUUUGUGUUGUGGAUAUAGUGGAUUAAUGUUCAGUAUUCAUUUCAACCUUUAUCUGCCUAAUGUGUCUGUCUUCCUGGUUCGCAAAGGUAGGGCAGCUUAAAACUACAUUACCCAGAAGUCCUUGUAGCUAGGGUUCCGUAUGCCGGUUGGCUCAAGCAAUGAGACUGACUCAGGAUUUAGGAAGCAAAAGUGAGGCAGAACUUUUGACCGUCCUGGGGAGCUUAUCGAUGGUCGUAUCUGUUGGUUUCUGUGAAUGUGGGUUUGCAACAAACUUCCGGUGUCCAGUCAUUAGGUGGAGUCAAGGGCUUCCUGACUCUCUUACACUACAGUGGUAUAUUGGAGUUUCAGUCGCAUGGCUGUUUUGGGAUUCCCUGAUUGGUUGAUUGGUUAGAAUUUACGAAAUAGGGAAAGAAACUCCUAACCUGUCAGAUGUCUAGUAGGAGUUCCUGUUCUCUAAAAUCGAAUAAUGAAUUUUAGAAACAAUGGAAGUUAAAAGCAGGGCAUAUUUAUUGAGGGAAAGAAAGCUUCUGUCGGAGAGAGAGAUAGAGGGAUCCCUAGUGAGUUAAGUGCCUGCCUUUUCUAGGAAUUUUUCUAGAGCAAAUCCAAGAGGCUGGUCCAAGGUGGGAAAAAAUCGGAAUCGCAAAGAGGGCAUGAGGUGGAAAAAACUAUGGUCAAUCAGUAAGAGUACCAGGAUAAUUGCUCAGGUAAAAUUAAUUAAAUGGGGAAGCAAGUGACAUAGCAAGCUGGUAUGAAUACAAAAUAAGGGCUUUUCCUAUAAGGGAUUGGUGACCCUUUGUGGCUUCCUUAAGGUGAUUGAUACCUAUAUAGAAUAUCAACCCCUGAUGUUUAUCCUUAGUAAGUAUAUGGGUGCAUUUGUUUUAUCUUUUGUCUUAAGGUCUGGCCCUCAGUGGAGGUGCUUGUUUCCCCCAUAUUCGCAAGGUAUAUCUGGCCUUGUGCACUGGCUUCUUUGAGGGACCAGCCCUAUCUGAAUGCCUGUAAUAUUUCUCCCUGACUUAGCUGUCUAUAACAGUUACAGCUUCCAGGUGAGCCAAACACAAAUCUUCCCCUCCCCAUAUAUUUAUUUCUCCCAUUCUCUUCCCCGUGUCAGUACUUAUCCUUCUGCUCCAAAUAAACAUCAAAAGAGUCCAAGAGAUGCGCCCCACCCAAGGGGGCCUGGAAUUUAUGGCAGUCCUUUUGCCUCAGCCUUCUAAGUGCUGGGAUACAAGCAUGCACCAGGGUUUAUUUUGAUUUUAAUCUCCCACAUGCAGCUAUUGAGAAGCUACAUCUGAUGUUUACUCUUGUGUUAGUUACUUUUCUCGCAUUGCUUGGACAAAAUAUCUGAUGCCCAAGAUUAAAGAAGGAAAGGUUUAUUUAGCUUACAGUUUGUGCAAGUUUCAGUCCAUAAUCUGCUGGGUCCAGGGCAGGGUAGUUUAUGGCAGAGGGCAACAGCUCAUGGUGGUGGCAGAUACCAAAAGCAACAAGAGCAAAAAGGGAGGAGCAUGCAAGAAGACUCUGUUACUUAUAUUGUAUGUAGGCACACCCACUGUAAGGUGUGUAUAGCACACAUACACAUAUUCCCAGCAUUGGACCGUGAAUCAGUCACAAACUAUAGAAGCCUGCUGCCAUGACUGCAUGAAGCUUUGGGGGGACAUCCAAACACAAACCAUAACAACCUAAACUGGCUCCUCUUUAGCUCCAUUCCUAGCAUCCUGGUCCAAGUCAUCAUUGUGUUUCUCCUUGGCAUUGAUGCUAGGUUCCUGACUACUUUCCCCACUUUGUGUCUUACUCCUUGAUAAUCAAUUUAAAACCAUUAUAUAUAGAUAAUUUACUACUUCAUUUAAAAUUCUGGUUGGGGAUAUAGCACACUGGUACAGGUGUCUGCCUGGCAGUCAUGGAGUCAUGAAUUCAAUCUCUGAUACAAAAAAUAGAAUAAAAUAAAAUCCUUACAUAGCUUCCUAUUACAUUUAGAAUCCAAAUCUUUGCAGUAGCUCAAGAUUAGACUUUCCUUCAACCAUACCUACCCUGAUCACUUUAGCCUUCUUGCAGAUUAUAUUUCUCUUAGAAGGGUUCCAAAACUAACUCCAUCCCCACCCUCUGCUUUUCUUCUAAUAUUGGGAAUUGAACUCCAGGCUUUUGCACUGAGCUAUAUCCAUAGACUUUUUUAUGUUUUAUUUUGAGACAGUGUCUCACUAAGUUGUUCCAGCUAGGUUUGAAUCUGUGAUCCCACUGCUUUAGCCUCCUAGAGUUCUGGGAUUACAAAUGUGUGUCACCAUGCCUGGCUGGAUUCUCUCUUUUCAAUAGUGCCCCCUUAUCUAUGGUGGAUAUAUUCCUAGGUUGGAAGCCUAAAACUGCAGACAGUACCAAACUAUGUACUGUAUUUUCUCAAUAUGUAAUUAUGAUAGUAAGCGAUUAACAAUAGGUAAUAAUAAAAUAAAGUGACUAUAACAGUAUACAGUAAUAAAAGUUACUUGUGUCCAGGUGUGGUGGUGCAUGCCUAUAGUCCCAGCACUUGGGAGACUGAGACAGGGAUCCUUACAAGAUCAAGGGCAGCCUGAACUGUAUAGCAAGACCCUGUCACAAAAAGACAAAAAAUUACUUGUGAAUUGUUCAUUUCUGCAGUUUUCUGCUUCAUAUUUUGGACCAUGGUCUCUGAAACCUAGGAUAAGUACAUUUAAUGGAGAAAAAGGAGGGGCUAGGAAUGCAACUCCAAGAAUUCUUCCCCUCAUAGUCUGGGAGCCAGUAGGGGUGUAGGAUGCAGGGAUGAGAGCUUCCAGAAUCUUUGUUCUUCUGCUUCUUCGCCAAAUCUUUCAUCCUUCUCAGGCUCACAUUUUUCUCUGGCCACUCUAUGCCUACUUUGCUUUGUGUGCUGAGAGCUGUCCAGUGUGCAGCUGCCUCUACCUAUUGCAGCAUCAGUGGGGCACCUAAUUCCCAAGCCUACCCAAGAAGCAGAUGUAGUCUCCCCUGCUCUUUCCUUUGUAGCCCCAGAGAAAGCCUCACAGACCCUUUUGUGUUAAAGGUUUGGUUGCUAAUCACUGGUGAGAAUAGUAAAAGGUUGUGAAGUUCUUGGAGUUGUGGUCCGCUCCUAAGUCCUGCUGAGAGAAACCAUUGUAAAGGAAAGGAUCCCAGUGGCUUGUAGUUGAGGCACAGGUCAGGUUUGUGUACCCCUUCCUCUCCAGGGAAAGUGAACAGCCUCCGUGGUGUAUUCCAAGCCCCACCCGUGCCUCUGUAAACCACUGGGAUCUUUUCCUCUGUGAUGCUUUUUCUUCUUGUCACUGGUGCCUGGAAAUCCUAAGGUCCCUGAUUGUUGCCAUGAUGUCUGUAACCCUGUUCACAGGACUCUCCUGAGGUUACACAGAAGAUACUGGUUUGUGCUUCCACUUCAGAAUCCCCUCAAGUCCUGCUAGGCAGGGCAGAGCUUGGCAGAUGGUGGGUAAUUUAAGUACAAAUUGCUCUUUGUACUGCUGCGUAUCUGCUGCAGACAAUAGCUAUAGGAGGAGGACUUGCCCAGCUUCGAUGGCAUGGGAGGGCAGGUCGGUGUCUGGAUAACCUUGGGCUCAGGCCUCCAGGUUUAAACAGUUUCCAAGAAAUCUGAUAGGCUCGGGCGCCCCCCUGUGGUUCCCAUGGGGAAGAAGAGCUGCGUGGCAGAAGAAUCUCUGCUUGGAGUGUACCCCUACCCCCCAACCCCAGGCAGCUAGCAUCUCAGGGCUGCCUCCCGACCUACUGACCUACUAUGUCAGAGUUUGCUCUUUUUUUUUUGCCCCCUUCAGUUCUGGGGGUUGAACCCAGGGCCUUCACACUGAGCUACACCCCCAGCCCUUUCUAUUUUAUAUUUUGAGACUAGAUUUCCCUCAUUUGCUGUGUUGCCCAGACUGGGCUUGAACUUCUGAUUCUCCUGCCUCAGCCUCCCAGAGUUCUGGGAUUACAGAUGUGUACUACCAAGCUCGGCUUCAGAAUUUGGACUCUAACCAAGAUCUGCACACUGAACUUUUUUUUUUUUUUUUUUUUUUUGUGUGUGUUUUUCGUUUUUAUCGGUACCAGGGAUCGAACUCACGACUGCCUGAUUGCAAGGCAGGUGCUUUGCCGCAGAGCUAAAUCCCCAGCCCCGCACACUGAACUUUGAAGGGCACUGCCCUGGCAGACUCCAAGAUGACCCUAAAUGCUCUUUUUAUCUGAUGAGGCAAAGAUCACACAGCUUCUAGGCAAAGCUGCCGCUGCUGAGGGGCUCUGGAGAUUGCACAGGCCACAUCCUAUUUCAUAUCCUAAUGUUUCUUCCCAAGACAUGUUUUCCCAUGCCAACAUUUAUGGUUUUCUUUUGGGCUUUGCAUGAGCCUGAGUAGAGUGAUUCUGCCCCCUGAGCCAUCCAUUUGUCUUUCCAGGCCAUUUUGGCCCUAUACAUGGCAGUAGAGCAGAAGGCUUGAGUUGUGCAGAGCCCUGCGAACCUCACUGGGGCAACAGAACUCCUGUGGUAGAGGAAAUGGGCCCAGUUAUAUAAGCAUGCUUGAUGAGAUUGACCCCAGGAGUGUCGCUCUAAUUCUUAAAUUCCCCCAACAGUUCUGCUUUGUACCUCUAUCUGUUUUGCUUCUUCAAGCCAUAAGAUAGAUUUCUCCUGGAGCUUGGCUUUUCCUGAAAUAGUGUACCUUCUUGCGUGGAGUCUGGACUCUGCUUAGGACAAAGGUUAGCAAAACUUUGCAUGAGAUAUUGGAAGCCUUGGGCUUUACGUGUUUCUCUCCCUCCCCCAACCCAGUGCUGUGACCUUAGGCAAGUUGCAAGCAGGUGUGUUCAUGCCCACCCUGCCUUUUGUCAAGGGGUAUAGUAUGGCUCAUGAAAGAGAGAAAUUGAACCGGGCAUGUGUUGCAGACCAGAAGUUCAAGCCCAACCUGGGGAGUUUAGUAAUUUAGCAAGACCCUACUUCAAACAUAGAAAGGGCUGGAAUGUAGCUCAAUUGAAGGCCCUUCAUUCAGUCCCCACUAUGAUGUGUGUGCAUAUGUAGGGGUGGGAGUGGACCUAGAAGCUUUGGGAAAUGUGAGGCUACAGUAAUUUAACUUAAAUUCUUAGAGGAACCAGGUGUGAUGGUGCAUGCUUAUGAACCCAGCACCCUGGGAGUAGAGGCAGACGGAUUGCAAAGUUGAGCCCAGGAUGGAAAAUAUAAGUCAAGUGACCUUGACUCAAAUUAAAUAAAAAAUUUAAAAAGGCUGGAGCUGUAAAUCAGUGUGAAGGCCCUGGAUUCGAUCCUCCGUCCUGCCCCCCCCCCCAAAUCCAAAGCCCCUAAGAGUCUUUCCAAUGCUUAUGUGGGCUGGAAAGGAGAACUGUAGCAGACAAGAUGUACUUGGGGAGGAAGCUGUUUCUCCAGAGGGCCGUUUGGGUUUCAGCUUUGUGCGUGUCAUUGUGGGGAGGUGGAGAGUGGCCCACGCAGCAGAAAGGUGCAUCUGUGUAUGUGUGAAGUGGUGUCAGGCCGUGUGCACACAUGUGAAGUCCCCUCUGUCUCUGUGUGCAGUGCUGUGCGUGGGAUUCAGCUCUUUCUCAGUCGAGACACCUGGGUUCCGGUUUGGUGGCCUUGAAGGAGUCCCUUAGACUUUCCCAUACCUGAGUUUUCUCCCUUUUUCAGUUAGUGAAUUGUAGUGGUUGAUUCCUAAGGUCUCUUCCUGCUCUGCCAUGCUCAGUCCCCAGCUUGAGUCCAGGGAUUUCUGCUACUCGUUUUACUGUCUAAUUUAGUUUCUGAGUCUCUUCACUACUUUGGGCCAGCCACUCCGCACGUCAGCUUCUAUACCUGAAUUGUUACUCCGCGAAGAGCUUGAAUUUGGCUUUUCUGGAAAUACUAUGUUACUCACUGGAAAUGCAGGAAGCUUGAGCAUGAAACUUACUCUUCAAAAAAAAAAAAAAAACAACACAGCAAGAAACCACAGGGCCUAUCAGCCUGUCGUCAUCAAGCAGACUAGAAUAGUGCAGAAAACCCUAGGCAGAGAGGAAAUGAACUUGAGAGAAGGGGGAACGCAGGCGGAGACGACAGAGGAGAGGAAGAGGCUGGAGCCACAGCAGGAGCGCAGGAGGCCGGGCGGGCGGCAAUGGUCAGGAUGGAGGAGGUGGCUGUGAAGCAAGGCUCUCUGCAUCUCCAGCAGCAGCAGACUUUUGGCAAGAAGUGGCGCCGGUUCUCAGCUGUGCUGUAUGGAGAGUCAGGCUCUGCUUUGGCCCGUCUGGAACUCCAUGAGGGACCAGAGAAGUUGCGACGAGGAGAGGCUGCCCGGAAGGUCAUCCGCCUCAGUGACUGCCUGCGAGUGGUCGAGGGGGGCGGGGAGGCCAGCAGUCCCCGGGACACCAGUGCCUUUAUUCUGGAGACCAAGGAGCGCCUGUACCUGCUGGCAGCACCCAGUGCAGAGCGAGAUGACUGGAUGCAGGCCAUCUGCCUCCUGGCCUUCCCUGGGCAGAAGAAGGAGUCCUUGGGACCAGAUGAGAAGGAUAGCUGGCCCCACAUGGAGGAGAACGAACUAUACAGCAGCUCAGUCACAGGGGUCUCCUGCAAGCAAUUUGCUGUGACCAUAAGACCCACAGAAGCCAGUGAGCGGUGCCGGCUUCGGGGUACCUAUACCCUCCGUGCUGGGGUGAGCGCCCUGGAGCUAUGGGCUGGCUCUGAGCCAGGCACCCAGCUGUAUGACUGGCCCUACAGGUUUCUUCGGCGCUUUGGGCGGGACAAGGUGACCUUUUCCUUCGAAGCUGGCCGGCGCUGUGUCUCUGGUGAGGGCAACUUUGAGUUUGAGACCCGGCAAGGCAAUGAGAUCUUCCUGGCCCUGGAACAGGCCAUUGCUGCCCAGAAGGAUGCUACCCCUCCUGUGCCCUCACUUGUGCCAGCUACAGUACCUACAGUGCCCACCGAGCUGCCCCGGCCUGAGAGCCCCUACUCCCAGCCCCACGACUUGCUCCCGCCACAGCCUUUGGCUAGUGCACGGGCACAGCCUGGCUUGCGGCCCCCGGAGAGCGAGUAUGCUGUGCCCUUCGAUGCAGUGGCCCGUUCACUGAGCAAGAGCUUACAGAGCAUCCUUGCAAGUCCUUCCCCACUCUCGGCAGACCCUUUCUAUGACAGCAUUGAGGAGGCUAAGGCCCCUGUGCCUGACCACAUCUAUGAUGAGCCCGAGGGCGUGGCCACCCUGUCCCUGUAUGACAUCCCACAGGAAUCCCCGGGGCAAGCAUGGAGGAGGAAGGCCACAGUAGAUGGGGGUCCCAGUGAUUCCCAGAAGGACUGCUCUGUAUUGGGCUGGCCACAGGGGACUGAGUAUGACAAUGUUGUACUUAAGAAAGGUUCAAAAUGAAUGGGCAUCAAGGAGUGUGGCCAUGCUGAAAUGUACCCCAGGAAGGGGGUCAGAGGUCAGGGAAGAGAAGGGCUGGGGAAGGCAUGCCUCCUCUUGCAACUUCUACUAGGGAGUCCUCUGGCCACUGCAAGGGACCCCUCCCUCUGCCUCUUCUGGGGCCCCUGACUUCUUGGCCAAUGAACGUUCUUUCCCAGAGGCCCCUGGGUGAGUCACCAGCCUAGAGCAGGAAGAGUGUGUUGAAGAGACCCACCCCCCUCCUACUCCUUUUCCACUUCCCCCUCGCUUUCCUGGCCCCUAAAAGGAGGCUGGGUCAUUUAGGGCAGAGAACAAAAGCAUGUCCAUGAAUCGCCCUAGUCAGUGUCCUCUUCCUGGAACAGCUCUUGUCCCAGGUUCCCGAGCGAUGACUGCAGCUUUUUGCAGGUUUUAGAUUUCUCUGGCAUUAAAAUGUUUCUGAAAUA
Molecule: messenger RNA, 8483 nt
Organism: Cavia porcellus (domestic guinea pig)
Lineage: Eukaryota; Metazoa; Chordata; Mammalia; Rodentia; Caviidae
Gene: Dok2
Product: docking protein 2
Exons: 5
Coding region: 6787-8025 (412 amino acids)
Biological process (GO): Ras protein signal transduction; positive regulation of MAPK cascade; cell surface receptor protein tyrosine kinase signaling pathway
Cellular component (GO): cytoplasm
Source: RefSeq, a predicted model, not a curated record